UUUCCUUUUCCGAAAGUUCAAGUAGGAAGUUGGGGGCUUGGGGCGUAUGAAUGCCAAUUUCGUAUAUUUAUGCUCUUUGCGUUCUUCGUCAUCAUCUUCUUCUCUAGUUCCGGUGCGUGGCUCCUUCAAAUAUCAGAAUCUAUCGAAGGAAAGAAAAAGGGGGGAAUCUUAAUUCAAAACCCUAGAAUUUGAAAACCCUCGAUUAGGAUUAGCUUGGUGAAAGGAACGGAAGAUUACACAGAGGGGCAAGAUGGAGGGUGAGAGCGAAGAACUCAGCAUGGAGGAGCUCGCUUCCAAUCUCUCUACAUACAGAGAACAGCUUGAUAGCGUUCGGCAACUUUUGGCUGAUGAUCCUGACAAUGCUGAAUAUGCAGACAUGGAGAAGGAACUUGGCGAGGAAUGAAAAUGUUGUUCAUCAAGCAACAUUAAUUAGCUGCUAAUAUCUCAAUGGAGUUCUGAUAUCGUAUCGUAUUUGAGUAAAGGUUUGCUAGAUGUCUUGUGAAGGGCAGGCCUGCUUCUCUACGCCACGUGUUAAAGAUCUUGGGAUUCUGUUUCUGUUAACAGAAACUACAAAUAAUGAUUAACAGUGGUGGUGUUCCUGUUUUGUAUCUCAGGGGAUUAGCUAACAUUCUGGGCGUUGCAGGUCAUUGCUUUAACCGAAGAACUCCUUGAAACUGCAAAGCAGAGUGAGGUCGUUGGAUCAGACAUUGGUGCUGGAAGUAGUGUGUCUCCGACAUUUGGUCAAUCUAAGGAAUUAGCAGACAGCUCUGAUCAAAUCGGGAAAUUUCCUGUGGGCUCUAGAGUUCAGGCUGUGUGGAGUGAGGAUGGAGAAUGUUAAUUGUUCAGGUAUGAUGCGACAGUUGAGGCAAUCACCCCGAACGGCUACUAUGUCGCCUAUGAUGAAUGGGGAAAUAAGGAAGAGGUGGAUCCUGACAAUGUUAGACCAGUUGAAACCAAUGCUCUGGUUGAGGCUGAAAGACUAGCGGAAGCUACUAAACAGGCCAUCAAAAGGAAGAUUGCACAGGCUGCUUCAUCUGAUUAUCAGUCACGCACUUUACCAGCAAAGCUUCGAAUACAACCUGAGGAUCCAGAGGAUGUGAAAGUGACAAAGCGGAAGAAGAUACAUGCAUUCAAGUCCAAGGUGAGGGUCGAGCAACUUGAAGUUGCACAGAAUAAACGCCAAAAUGCAUGGCAGCAGUUCCAGACUACUAAAGGGAAGACUAAGAAGAUCGGUUUCUUCUCGGGCAGGAAACGAGAAAGCAUAUUCAAGUCUCCAGAUGAUCCACAGGGUAAGGUUGGUGUGACCGGGAGUGGGAAAGGUUUGACAGAUUUCCAGAGGAGGGAGAAGCAUUUACAUCUCAAGGGUGGAUCUGCAGAAACCGACGAAUAGAGAGUGGUUGCUGUCUUCAGCUGUUCUGCUUACAUGUUGUCUAUUACUCUGAGUCAAAUACUCCUUAAUAUUCUCUGCGUAUGAGUAAACUGGUGGUGGGAGGCUUUGUACUUAACUGAGAUUCUUGUCUGAUGUGAAUUUGGAUGGCCAUAUGCGUGCUUCCCCACUGAACUUUAGAAAGCCAU
Messenger RNA from Linum tenue, 1575 nucleotides. The record is from the annotation of a GenBank genome assembly. NCBI's taxonomy places the organism in Eukaryota, Viridiplantae, Streptophyta, Magnoliopsida, Malpighiales, Linaceae.